AUGCUGCUCCCGCACGUGCGCACGGUGCCCUCCGCACAAAUUCCGCUUCCGGGGUCGUCGCCGGAAGUGCCGCUCUCCACUUCUGGCCACGCCCCCAAGGGAUACAAGAGCCGCGUACCAAAGAAAUGUCAGAAGGCCCGGGAACAUUUUGGUUCAGUAAAAACACAGCUGGCAUCUUUGAAGACCAAGUUCCCUGCUGAUCAGUACUACAGGUUUCAUGAACACUGGAGGUUUGUGCUACAGCGGCUGGUGUUCCUGGCAGCAUUUGUGGUCUACUUGGAAACUGAAACGUUAGUCACUCGAGAAGCUGUUGCAGAAAUACUUGGAAUUGAGGCUGAUCGAGAGAAGGGCUUUCACCUGGACAUUGAAGAUUAUCUCUCUGGCAUUUUAACUUUCGCCAGUGAGCUGUCUCGGCUGGCAGUGAAUAGCGUCACAGCCGGCGAUUAUUCUCGUCCUCUCCGCAUCUCCACGUUUAUCAACGAGUUGGAUUCUGGCUUCCGUCUCCUCAACCUCAAGAAUGACUCGUUGAGGAAACGCUAUGACGGCCUGAAGUACGACGUGAAGAAGAUUGAGGAAGUGGUGUAUGAUCUGUCAAUCCGGGGACUCAACAAGGAGACGAGUAGUGCAGGCGGAGAAAAAUAGAAGCUGCUUGUCUCGGCAGCACCAUUGAUUACCUCAGAUGGUUGCCAAUGAGGGAGGGGUGCUGGCAAAGCUCUCCUGCUUAGUUUAGAAAAACUACAAGUUGAAAACUGCUCUCUAUUUUCUUAACAAAUGUUUAGUACAGGUGUUAGACCUUGAACCAUUUUGUACCACCCUGUCUCAGUAAAGGCAGCAGGCUUUCUGUGACGUUACUCUGUCGUAAUUCCAUGUGGCUGUCCUGUGAACCUUAGCCAUAACUGUUGAUAACUUCCCUCAGUCCCAUUUCCUACUUAGCGUUACUCCUGCUGCCCUGAUGUAUUGUCCUGCUUCUGCUUUCUGUGCCCAUGCAUCCUCAGUGGUGCGUGUGUGGCAUGCAGCUUAGUGCAGAUACAGGUGGCAUUUUAGGAGCCACAGUGUGUAAAUACCUAGAUCUCUUUUUAAGAUACUAAACUUUAACAACCUUUUAAAAAAAAAAAAAAAUCCCAUCCCCUUUGAGUCGAGCAGAAGAGACUGGCGUAACGGUUUGUUAUGCUGACCUUAUUAACCAGUGUAUUAAAAAGCCCUUAACUGCAAAGCUCGGAUAAGAAGCUGGUGUAGACCAGUCUCCCAGAUAACUUUGGCAAACACCAUCCGGGCAUCUCCGCUGUUUUUGUUUUUUUUGUUAAAACAGGAUUUGUGUUACCAGGACAAGAGCAGAGUUUCUCCAAGUGUCUCCUUUCGCUGGUGUUUUGUUGCUGUCAGUGUUGAAUUUUAAAGUGAACUGCAUAUCCUGAACUGAACUCUCAGUGUACUUGCUUUUCUGGCUGUCAAGGCUUCCUAGUAGAGCUAGGCUAAUAGCUGCCUGGUUGAAGUGCAGGUAACUUGUCAGUUCUGAGUAACUUGUUCCCAAAUAGGCCAAAAGUUUUAUAUUUUUUUUUUUAUUUUUAUUUUUUUUAAAGAUCCAAGGUAGCUAGUUCAUGUAGUGAUGGGUUUGUAUUUGAAGGAGUUCAGCUUAUUAGUCAAGCUUGCAUAGUAGAUUUUUCUAAGUCCAAGCCUUUAUAUCAUGUGUGUAAACUUGAAAACUCUCACUUCACGGGACGAAAGCCUCCUUUCCUAGGAAAGGUAUUUGAAUUGUAUGUUU
Molecule: messenger RNA, 1759 nt
Organism: Alligator sinensis (Chinese alligator)
Lineage: Eukaryota; Metazoa; Chordata; Crocodylia; Alligatoridae
Gene: TSN
Product: translin
Exons: 5
Coding region: 1-642 (213 amino acids)
Biological process (GO): RNA metabolic process
Cellular component (GO): cytoplasm; nucleus
Molecular function (GO): RNA binding; single-stranded DNA binding; sequence-specific DNA binding
Source: RefSeq, a predicted model, not a curated record